AUGGAGCCUUCAGUAUCUCCGCCAGGCGCACCGAAGCAAGCUGGCACGCGCAGACCUUGUACUGGAUGCUCUGUGAAGGAUUUGUGUCUUGUUUCAAAACAAGGGUCAAUAGCUGAAGUGGAAUCUGCUUUGGCCUUGAUAAAAAAGAACGAUGGAAGCAUUGACGGUAGAAAUGCAUUUGGCCUUGGUGCCCUCCACCUUGCAACAUGGAGAAAUCACCUUCCAAUCGUCAGGCGGCUCCUAGAUGCUGGUGCUAAUCCAGAUGCAAGGGAUGGAGAAUCCGGUUGGAGCAGCCUUCACAGAGCACUUCAUUUUGGCCACUUGUGCAUUGCUGGUGUUCUUCUACAGUUUGGUGCAUCCCUCAAUUUGGAGGACACCAAGGGUCGUACACCUAUUGAUCUUCUCUCUGGCCCUGUAUCACAGGCUAAUGGGGAUUCUCCCAAUUCAGGAUGCGCUUACAAAUCCUCCUUACCUUUUUCCAUUUUAGUUGCAACGGAAGUCUUCAGUUGGGGAAGUGGAACAAACUAUCAACUGGGAACUGGCAAUGCCCACAUACAAAAACUACCUUGCAAAGUAGAUGCCUUGCAUGGGUCAUAUAUCAAAACUGUUGCUGCAUCAAAGUUCCACAGUGUAGCAGUCAGUUCUGAUGGUGAAUUAUACACUUGGGGAUUUGGUCGAGGCGGUCGUCUUGGACAUCCGGAUAUUCAGAGUGGCCAGACGACAGCUGUGAUUACCCCUCGCCAAGUGACAGUUGGAUUAGGCCGUAAAAAGGUGAAUGUUGUGGCUGCUGCGAAACAUCACACAGUGAUUGCUACAUCAGCUGGGGAAUUGUUUACCUGGGGAUCAAACAGAGAGGGUCAGCUUGGUUACCCUUCUGUCGAUACCCAACCAACACCAAGGCGUGUUAGUUCACUCAAGCAAAGGAUAAUUGCAGUAGCCGCUGCAAACAAGCACUCAGCAGCAGUUGCCGAUACUGGCGAAGUGUUCACAUGGGGUUCCAAUAAGGAGGGCCAGCUAGGCUAUGGCACUUCAAACUCGGCAUCCAAUUGCAUUCCAAGAAUGGUAGAGUAUUUGAAAGGAAAAGUAUUUAAAGGUGUAUCUGCAGCAAAAUAUCAUACGUUAGUGUUUGGGGCUGAUGGCGAGGUGUUCACUUGGGGUCAUCGCCUCGUGACCCCUCGCCGUGUUGUAAUAGCUAGAUGUCUUAAGAAGGGUGGAAAUGCAAAUGUGAAGUUUCAUCGUAUGGAGCGACUUCAGGUGAUCUCUGUGGCAGCUGGAGUGAUGCACAGUACUGCUCUAACAGCUGAUGGUGCUAUUUGUUACUGGAAUUCAUCGGAUCUGGACUUAAGAUGUCAACAGAUAUUCUCUAUGUGUGGACGGAAUGUAGUGAGCAUCUCAGCUGGAAAGUACUGGACUGCACUGGCUACAUCAACUGGUGAUGUUUUCAUGUGUGAUGCAAAGAAACGUAAGGAUGAAACUCCAGUAUUUACUCGAGUGAAUGGUGUUAAGCGAGCAUCAUCAGUUUGUGUUGGUGAAACACAUAUGCUUGUGCUUUCUAGUAUUUACCAUCCCGAGUAUCCACCCAAACCCAAAUUCCAAAGCAAAAAGCCCUCAUCAGAAUGGAGUGGUGUGAUGGAAGAGUUGGAUGAAGACAUAUUGUUUACUGAUGUCCAGCCUGAAACUGAUCUAUCUGUUACCAGCAAUGAAAUGAGCAAAGGCAUACCCAGUCUGAAGAGCCUCUGUGAGAAAGUUGCAAUUCAGCAUAUAAUGGAGCCAAAGAAUGCUAUACAACUUCUUGAAGUUGCUGAUUCCUUGGAAGCCAAAGAGCUCAAGAAGCACUGUGAGGAUACAGCUAUUCGCAACCUUGAUUACAUCUUCACAGUGGCAGCUCCUUCAAUUAUGAAUGCUUCUCCUGAAAUUCUUGCAAAUUUAGAGAGAUUGCUGGAUGAAAAAUCCUCGGAGCCCUGGAGUCACCGCCGUCUUCCCACAAUGACAGCUACUUAUCCUGCUGUCAUUGAUAGCGAUGCAGAGGGAGAUAAUGCAGGAGGAUUCCCUAGGCUCAGGGACAAUCAGAAGCCUGCAUCAAAGUUGUAUGGAAUGUCAGGUUAUGGUAACUUCCUUCAGAAAGAAAGCAAUGCUGAGCAAUUUGUCUCCAAACAGAUCAGGGCAAUUCGCAAGAAACUGCAGCAGAUUGAGAUGCUCGAGGCUAAACAACUGGAUGGUCAUCAGCUUGAUGAUCAACAGCUAGCAAAGCUCGAGUCUAGGGCUUCCCUUGAAAGUGAACUUGCAGAGCUUGGCUUUCCAACAGAAGCAUUUUCAAGACCUUCAGUUUAUGUGCCAAACAAAAAAUCUGAGGGUUCUAAGAAACAGAAGAAGAAAAUCAAGCAGGCAGCACAAUCUGAUAUUACCUCUAUAAAGCAUGAGGACAAGGAGCAAAACCACAAUAAGGAGCUUCCAGAAGUGUUACCAACCCAUGGCUCUUCAGAAAAGGCACGUUGCACUCGGGCUCAUCCCGGGUGCUGGCGAUGGGGACGGGAAGAAGGGGCUUCCGCUGGAGGUUUACCCACAAAGGCGUUGGCCGGAAAGCGGUGUGAGGGCCUACAGGAUGGAGACGCUGAAAAGGCGGUUCCUGUCCGGCCACAACACCACAACACGCGCAGUGAGGCGAGGCUACUAAGGCCAUGUUCAGUGCAUGGGAGCAGAGCGGAGGCCACCACCCAGAUCUGGAGAGGUCUGGCUCCCCCUCCUAUCUGCCCAGAUCACCAGCUUCGGCAGCUGUUGCAGUCGAUUCGACCCCCUUUGGAGGCAGAUGCACUUGAUCCAGGACGUGGUAGCCUACGAUGGCGGCCUCUGGUGAACGCCGCCUACUUUGAGGUCACCAGGCCCAUGAACCUGUUCACCGGCUUGUCGGACGGUGGGUAUCACAGGUGCCGGCGGAGUGGCAUCGGGGACUUGCCUUUGCUGCUGGAGAACCUCAAGGAACCAGUCAAACCAUCUGAUGAUGGCACUUCGAGUAACACAAAAGCCAUCUUUUAUCCAUUAGGGAACAAAGCUUCCCGGCCAACUUCAUCAAAGAAGAAGAACAAGAAAGGUGGCUUGUCAUUGUUUUUGAGUGGUGCUCUUGAUGACACCUCAAAGCUAAGCUUGCCUACUCCUGCUGUGCCUGUGACACCAAAGCAAGAAGGACCUGCCUGGGGUGGAGCUAAGAUAACGAAGGGACCUGCUUCCCUUCGUGAUAUUCAAAGCGAGCAGAGGUCGAAAACGAACGAGCUGGUGACGACGAAAGCAAAAGACCGCCAUGAGGAUUCACCUGACAGUGCUGGGCUUUUGCGGCUUUCUUCAUUUAUGCCUGAUGCGUGUUCAAGUCCAAUAUCUGUUACACCUGCUCGUGCUGUUCCUGCUCACGAAGGGGAUAAGAGCACACCUCCUUGGUCAUCUUCAGCUACCUCACCCAACCUAUCACGGCCUUCACUCAGGGACAUACAGAUGCAGCAGGAGAAACGGCACCACGGCGUUGUCUCCCACAGUCCGAAAACCCGGACAUCAGGCUUUGCCAUACCAUCCCUGGGCGCAGCGCCAGAGGUUGUUGGCGUGAAGGACAACGUUCCCAACCGCUGGUUUAAGCCAGAGACUGACACCCCGUCCUCCAUCCGCUCGAUCCAGAUUGAGGAACAAGCGAUGAAGGACUUCAAGCGUUUCUACACCACCGUGAGGAUCAUGAAGCCACAGGUCUAG
Messenger RNA from Triticum turgidum subsp. durum (durum wheat), 3732 nucleotides. Lineage: Eukaryota; Viridiplantae; Streptophyta; Magnoliopsida; Poales; Poaceae. The record is from the annotation of a GenBank genome assembly.